GCACACGUUCUGGCAGUAUCGCCGUGAGAACCCCCAAACCAAAGUGGGGGAUCCCCCUCCUGAUGGGCUGCCUGGCUUCAACAGUGGUGUCCUGCUCCUGAACCUGGAAGCCAUGAGGCAGUCCAAGCUCUACAACCAGCUGCUGGAGCCCACCAUGGUGGAGAAGCUGACAGAGAAGUACCACUUCAAGGGCCACCUCGGGGACCAGGAUUUCUUCACCAUGGUGGGGAUGGAGCACCCAGAGCUCUUCCAUGUGCUUGACUGCACGUGGAACCGGCAGCUUUGCACAUGGUGGAGGGACCAUGGAUACAGUGAUGUGUUUGACCAGUACUUCCAGUGCAAGGGUGAGGUCAAAAUUUACCAUGGGAACUGCAACACACCAAUCCCUGAAGACUAGGGCAGCCACUGCCCCCAGGAGCAGCUCUGACUGCAGCAA
Merops nubicus (carmine bee-eater) is the source of this 436-nucleotide messenger RNA. It is a transcript of the gene XXYLT1, whose product is annotated as xyloside xylosyltransferase 1. Gene Ontology annotation, molecular function: UDP-xylosyltransferase activity. The record is from RefSeq and is a predicted model, not a curated record. NCBI's taxonomy places the organism in Eukaryota, Metazoa, Chordata, Aves, Coraciiformes, Meropidae. The transcript has a single exon. The annotation marks the transcript as partial.